AUGAACUCGACAACUCCCGUAUACGACCAGUCGCUAGAUGGAGGCAUUGUCGAGAGCAGAGAGCCGAUACGACCAACACCAGCCACUGCAAGGAGAGAUUUCAUCCAGUAUGGGCCGGACUUCUAG
Molecule: messenger RNA, 126 nt
Organism: Alternaria arborescens
Lineage: Eukaryota; Fungi; Ascomycota; Dothideomycetes; Pleosporales; Pleosporaceae
Exons: 1
Coding region: 1-126 (41 amino acids)
Source: RefSeq, a predicted model, not a curated record